ACUUGACAUAAGUCUUUAAGCAAGAUCCUUACGGAAAUCUCAGACUAUACUUAAUAAAAAUGUGUUCCAUAAGUAUACUUGCAAAAGAUUUCUUAAAUCUUGCUGAGGAUUUUUCUUGGGGGUUUACGGAAAUCUAGAAAAAUAGUCGGCAACAUUAUUUAAACAAUAUACGUUCUGCAUAACAAUGUUAGGUCAGAGUUGAUGCAGAAUUGCUCAUGAUACCGAAUUUUCAUCACCAAGUAACUUUAAGUUCAAACGCAGUGCCUGUAGAAAAUCUCGGUUGCCCUUGUUUAAAUUGAAAGUGCUUCAAAUUAAUGAUAUUGUCACUCAAUAAAAUUAUAUCGAAUAUUAAGUGGGCGCCGCUGAAUUUUCUAUACUAACACUGCACAGACGGCUCAUGAAGUAACGAAAAGAGUAUCCAUGUCUAGAUAUCUUAAGCAAUUUUGCAGUGAAUCUGAGCUAAUGUAUCUUAAACGUAGUACAAAUUCUUGAGAACGUGUCUUGUUUUGAGCAAAUGAUACUGCAGAUAUACUUAACGCUUCUUAUGAAAGUAUCUUGCUUUAAGCUUGUCCAAGACUGAUGAUGCAGGCUUGCUGAUAACUUAAGAUACAUAUUUACGUUAGACUUCUUUAAGCCCUGGCAGAUACACAUCAAAAAUGUAUUCCUCUAUCGGCACAAUCACAGUCGCUUUGUUAAUUGCUGAUUGUAAAUCGUAUGAAAUCAAGUCGAAAAAAAAAAUUGGGUUUUCUAAAACCCCUUGGUAUUCACAAUCAACUCAUCAGCAGCCAAGCUAUGGUGACAAUGAUUCUACAGGUUCUGUAACCCAUAAUAAUGACAAUGAUGAUAACAAUAAUUAUGGUGACCAAUCUGGAUCUAUUCGGGGUGAAACCGGUCAAGAAAAUAAUAGAAAUAAACAAUAUCCAGAAUAUUGGAUUGCCGUAAUGCCGAAUAUUUAUGGUGCGACAGAUGCAAUACAAGCUGGUAUAGUAAUAACAAACAGGGAUGUUAAAAAACCAUGGAAACUAUUACCUGCCGAUCCUAAUUUUAAUGCCCGGAGUAAAUUAUUGAAUUGCGUCAUCAGAUUUCCGACAAUUUGGAUCCCGGAACCGCAAACAGAGCCAGAAAACACUGGCACUGACGACUGGCAAACAUCGCAUUUUCGUGCCGUUGAUACCGGUGAUAAUGUCUCGAUUUAUAAGAUUACUAAUGAUGCUUAUGGAAGAACAGAUGUCGCUCCAGUUACUCUAGAAGUUGAUUUUAGCACUCCUGUUAUGAUAUGGAUCAAUGACAAGGGACUAAUGGGACUCAUGGUUAAGGUUCGUCCAGCCAAAGAUCGUAACGCAAGAACAUAUUUCCGUCAGCGUUACUAACUAUGUUAAUUUGUUUCGUAAAAAUACUAACAAAUCAGUGUAAUUCAACGUUAAAUAAACUCUUACACGAAGACUA
Messenger RNA from Microplitis demolitor, 1446 nucleotides. RefSeq lists its product as uncharacterized. Lineage: Eukaryota; Metazoa; Arthropoda; Insecta; Hymenoptera; Braconidae. The coding region runs from base 657 to 1370 and encodes 237 amino acids. The record is from RefSeq and is a predicted model, not a curated record. The transcript has 2 exons.